Molecule: messenger RNA, 2875 nt
Organism: Danio rerio (zebrafish)
Lineage: Eukaryota; Metazoa; Chordata; Actinopteri; Cypriniformes; Danionidae
Gene: cdk5
Product: cyclin dependent kinase 5
Biological process (GO): chromatin remodeling
Cellular component (GO): growth cone
Molecular function (GO): transferase activity; protein kinase activity; protein serine/threonine kinase activity
Source: RefSeq, marked validated
GUAGCUCUGCUCUCUUCAUGUUGCGUACUACGCCCCUUGUUGAUAAAAAACGACAUUAAUCAGCGGUACAAUUAAACCCCUGCUUAUUAAUUCGUAGAAAAAACGAGCAGCCAGGACGUUUUAAUAACUGGCUGAAACCAUGCAAAAGUAUGAGAAGCUGGAGAAGAUAGGAGAGGGUACAUAUGGUACCGUUUUCAAGGCUAAAAACAGAGAAACGCACGAAAUUGUGGCCCUCAAACGAGUCCGACUGGAUGAUGAUGAUGAGGGCGUACCAAGUUCAGCUUUACGAGAAAUUUGCCUCCUGAAAGAACUGAAGCAUAAAAACAUUGUAAGGUUACAUGACGUCCUUCACAGUGAUAAGAAACUCACAUUAGUGUUUGAAUACUGUGAUCAGGAUUUGAAGAAAUACUUUGACAGCUGUAAUGGUGACUUGGAUCCAGAGAUUGUCAAGUCUUUUAUGUACCAGUUGUUGAAGGGUCUCGCCUUCUGCCACAGCAGAAAUGUUCUCCACCGUGACCUUAAACCACAAAACCUGCUCAUCAACAGAAACGGGGAACUGAAGUUGGCUGAUUUCGGCUUGGCCAGAGCGUUUGGGAUCCCUGUACGCUGUUAUUCUGCUGAGGUGGUGACGUUGUGGUACAGGCCUCCGGAUGUACUGUUUGGUGCUAAACUCUACUCUACCUCUAUCGACAUGUGGUCUGCAGGCUGUAUAUUUGCAGAACUGGCAAAUGCAGGACGGCCUUUAUUUCCUGGUAACGAUGUGGACGAUCAGCUAAAGAGGAUCUUUCGAUUGCUGGGAACGCCAACAGAAGAACAGUGGCAGACUAUGAAUAAACUUCCAGAUUAUAAGCCGUACCCGAUGUAUCCAGCUACUACAUCACUUGUGAACGUCGUGCCGAAACUCAGCAGCACCGGCAGAGAUUUACUACAGAAUCUUCUGAAAUGUAAUCCAGUACAGCGAAUCUCAGCAGAAGAAGCUCUACAGCACCCUUACUUUGCUGAUUUCUGCCCACCAUAAAAAAACAAAAACAAAAACUGCUCUCCAAAUCAUCAUGUAGGAACACAGACGGGCCAGUUUUACCUCCUCAAACCCCCCUCAGCUUCUGCUUUCACCAUAGGAUAAUAGAGGGACCACCAGACACUCCUCCAUUAGUGAUUAUGGUUAUGAUUUGAUCAUACAGACAUGAUUAUAAUAGUGACUCUCUCUAAUGCAGAGUGUGCUGCUGUUAUUCGGCACAAAUCUCCAAAAAGACCUUUAUGUUGUUACUAUGGUCUUAAAGGGAUAGUUCAUCAAAAAUCAAUUUGACAUAUUUCUUCAUUAACAAAAUGUGUGUUUUUAGCUGAAACACUGGUCAUUGGGUGAUUUAUAAAAUGCAAGUCAACAGCACUUUGGGAGUCAAAAAAAACACAUACAGGCAAAAUUAAAGGGAUAGUUCACCCAAAACUGAAAAUGCGUUAUUCACUCUCUAUUCAAAACCUUCAUUCUGUUGAACAUAAAAGAAGACAUUUCGAAGAAUGCUGGAAACCUGUAAUCAUUGACUUCCAUAGCAUUUGUUUUUCCUGCUAUGGGUAUCAAUAGUACAUCAGAAACGUGUUCAACAUAAUGAAGAAACACAUAAAGGUUUGGAGUAAACAGUGAGAAUUUGUUUUUGACUGAACUGUGCCUUUAAUGAUUGGAAUAGUUGAUUCCAUGAGCAUUAUGAACUUCAUUGUGUUUUAUAAGACCUCAAUUUAUUGUCCAGAGCUGAAUAUAUAUGUAUUUUGAUUAGCCUGUAUGUUAUUUAUUUAUGUAUUUAUUUUUGACUCCAUAUCUUACUUGCAGUUUUAUGAAUCAACAAGGAUCACAGUUUAAACCAUAAGUCUUUUAAUGUGUCACUGAAUUAAAAGAAAGCGACCGUCUUUGAUGACCCGAGGGUAUUAAAUCAACAGCAAAGUUUCAUUUUUAAUGGAAUUAUCGGAAAAAGUUCAUCCAGACAAACAAAAUUAGAGAAUCGCAUAACGUCAGACCAUCUAAAGGGACAGUUCACCCAAAAAUGAAAAAUUCCUCGUAAUUCCUCAAGUGCUUCUAAAGUUUUUUGAGUUUCUUCUGUUGAACAAAAAUGCUGAUGUUUUGAAGAAUGUUGGAAAAAGCAUCUCUAGUAGCAACGAAAAAUACUCAAUGGCUGUUUUUCACGUUCUUCAGUACAUUUUCAUUUAUGUUCAAUAAGAAAGCAACUCAAACAGGCUUUAAACAAGUGAAAGAUUAAAUGAUCAUUUUAUUUUUUGCGUGAACUAUCCAUAUAAACAUUGAUCAUAGUCACAUAUAUAGGUGAACUGUUAUGUAAAUUAAAAAUGUUGAUAAUUUCUUCUAGCCUGCAAACCUUCAAUCCUGGCCCUACAUGAUUCAUUUAGUUGCCAAAUGUUCUUCAUUGGUCUCUGAAGGUUUACAAAACGCUGCGGUGGGGACUACAAAAAGCAGCAAUUUCUUUAUCUUAUUAUUAUUUUUUUUUGUCUACGAUCAAAUGAGCAUUAUAAUUGAAUGAGGUACAGCGCACAUCAUUGAUUUAGCACACGUUACGAUAUACAGUAUAUAAAGAAAAACCACCAUAGAAUUUUGUGUUGUACACAGUAAUGGUAAAAAAAGUCUAGGUUGUGCGAUUUUUCUAUGAGCGAGAUUUUAGCAUUCAUUUUAAACAACACUGUUAUCGUUUUCCUAUUCUUCAUUUAAAGAAACGCUGCACCUUAUUUUUUUUAAGUUAAACAGUUGAAUUUGACUAUAUUUUUAAAAAUGUAUUCAGUUGAUCUUUGUGUUUGGUGGGAACACUUUUAGCUAAGCUUAACAUAAGUCAUUGAAUCAGAUUAGACCAUUAGCAUCUCCCUCAAAAAAAAAAAAAAA